AUGUACUGGUUAUUUUUCCUGUUAAUCUUAUCUAUAUUUAAAAUUACUGAAACUUCUGUCAAUAACAAAUGCCCUGAACGAUGCAUGUGUUUUGAUGGAUUUGUUAAUUGUCGUAGACGGUCAUUACAUGUUGUACCGCGAUAUUUACCGCUCAAUACUACAAUAUUAGAUUUGCGUAAUAAUUAUAUAAUAAAGAUUUUCAAAAGCGAUUUCAAAAAUUUGCAUAAAUUACAAGUUUUACUAAUUUCAUGGAAUCAAAUCCGUGGAAUAGAAAAGAAUGUAUUCGAUGAAAAUUAUGAAUUGAAGAAGCUAUUACUCGCUGGAAAUCGUUUACAAUCAAUUCCUAAAAUCAGUUCUCGGCAUCUUCUCAAAUUCCAUUAUCUCGAUUUAUCAUCUAAUCACAUUGCGCAUAUUUCUCAUCAACUUCUAUGGAAUUUACCAUAUCUUCAUGUAUUCAAUUUGGCUGAUAAUGCUAUUCAAACUUUGCCGAAACACGUUUUUGACUAUUCAAAAACUUUGCAAAGUCUCAUCUUAACUGAUAAUCCGAUAAACUGUGACUGCAGGUGGUUGUGGUUGUUAAGUUUUGUUAAUAAGCGAUGUGAAACAUCCCCAGUUUGCGAGAAUCCUAUCAGGCUCCGGCAGAAACACUUGCUAGCACUUCAAGAAAACGAGAUUAAAUGCUUCGGAGUGAAAAUUUUGGAUGAUCCACGUAGCGUAAGAUGUGAUGCUGACGAAUAUGCUUAUGUAACUUUUAUUUACAAAGGAGAAGAAGUGAAUGAUAGAGAUGCCCAAAAAGGAUUCAAAAUAAAAAAAAAUGGGAUAAUUCAUAUAAAUUCUGAUGUCAUCUUAAGUGAACUACAAUGCAGUAUCGAGUAUAAUUUAACUUUAAACAAUAUACGGCAUCCGCGGGCAGUUCUCAAAGCUCCUGAAUUGAAAUUUACGCUGAAACCCAAGAAUCGGUUAUACCGAGAAGGAACUAUUGCUCGUCUAGAUUGUGAGGUUAUUGGAAAGCCUCGGCCUUUAAUAAGUUGGUAUUUUCGUGGCAAGAAGUUGAAAAGAUCGAGAAAGUAUGAAAUGAAUUUAGAAAAAACAACUCUAAACAUCGUUUCAGUUUUGGAAAGAGAUGUUGGAAAUUAUACUUGCAUUGCUGAAAACAAACACGGACGAAUUGAAGCGUCCGCAGAAGUUCGUCUCGUUUCUAGCUCGCCACCUGUAAUUAUUGAAGGGCCUGAAAGUCAGACAGUAUCUCGAGGUUCAAUAGUAAACUUUCGUUGCCGCGCUGAAGGAGAACCAUAUCCGUCAAUUACAUGGUUAUUAAAUGGUGGCGAAAUACCUGUAAUCAAGGGUCAUUUUCAUGUAUCAGAUGAUCAGACGCAACUGACCGUAUCAAAAGUUACAAAACGUGACGAAGGCGUAUACGCUUGCAUGGCUGGUAAUACUGUUGGUUCGAUGACAGCUGAAGCUCGUCUAAUGAUUAAUUCCAACCAAUUGCAGCAAAGUUCGGAAGAUGAUCGUUUCCUCAAUGAAAUAUUCCACCAAGCAUCUGAAAAUGUUGACAGGCAAAUAAUUUUGGUCAUAAGAAAUUUCAGAGUAAACGCAUCGCUCAGUAUUGAUGCUAUUGAAGAAACACGUGAACGAAUAUCAAAAAUAACUUCUCCGCAUGAAUUAAUGCGGUGGUUCCAGUUUUCAUUUCCACAGACAAUAGAACAUAGUCGUGCACGAGAAAUUUAUGAAGAAAGUAUUCGUCUGAUUCAAAAACACGUUGAAAAAGGUAUUCUGAUUUCGCAUUCAAGAAGCUUGAAUCUAUCUUUGCAAGAACGCUCUCCCAGCAUUUCCUUCGAGUCUGUUUUGUCGAAAGGUCAUGUUGACAUGUUGAUGCAACUUUCUGGUUGUUCAGGAACGCAAAAUCGAGAUCCUUGUGAUGAUCAGUGUUUCCAUUCACGUUAUCGUACAUAUGAUGGACAGUGUAACAAUGAACAACAUCCACUGUGGGGUGCGAGUCAAACUCAUUUUCGUCGGUUACUACCUCCGAUUUAUGAAAAUGGAUUUAACACACCAGUUGGAUGGAAUCCAGACAAAUUAUACUUUGGCUAUCGAAAGCCCAAUGCGCGGAAUGUUUCCAGAGAGCUCCUUCGAACUGCUUAUAUCACUCCACACAAGACUUAUUCAGCUAUGUUAAUGCAAUGGGGACAAUUUAUUGAUCAUGACCUGGAUUUUAUAGCAACCGCAGUAAGUCGUCAUGCUUUUGCAACUGGAGCAAUUUGUAAUCGAACAUGUGAAAACCUUAAUCCAUGUUUCAACAUUCCUUUGUUAGAGGAUGAUCCUAAGAUGCUUGUAAACCCAAAAUAUCCAUGUAUUGAAUUCGAACGUUCAAGUGCAGUGUGUGGUUCAGGUGAAACGUCUCUCAUUUAUCGUCAAGUUACUUAUCGUGAACAGAUGAAUACUAUUACAAGUUUUAUUGAUGCUUCCGGAAUUUAUGGCAGCACAGAAAAGGACGCUUUCGAUCUGCGUGAGCUCAAUCCCGAUCGUGGUUUACUUAGGUAUGACAUAGUAUCAGCAGCAAAUAAGCCAUACUUACCAUUUGAACGUGAUUCUGCUAUUGAUUGUCGAAGAAACUGGACAUUAAAUCAUCCGGUUCGAUGCUUCUUAGCUGGGGAUUUCCGAGCCAAUGAACAGCUUGGAUUAAUAAGCAUGCACACAAUUUUUUUGCGAGAGCAUAACAGACUAGCAAGUGAGCUUAACAAAUUGAAUCCUGGUCUUGACGGUGAAACAAUAUUUCAAGAAGUUCGUAAAAUUGUCAUCGCUGAACUGCAACACAUCACGUUUCAGCAUUGGCUCCCCAAAGUUCUUGGAAAGGAGCAAUUUGAUAGACUCAUCGGUAUGUAUACUGGUUACCAGCCAUGGCUUGAUUCUACUAUAUCAAACGCAUUUGCAACCGCAGCGUUCCGUUUUGGACAUACCUUAGUUAAUCCAAUUUUAUACAGACUUGGUGAAGACUUUGCGCCAAUUAAGCAAGGGCACAUUUCCCUGAGAGAUGCAUUUUUUGCUCCGGAAGUACUUCUCUCAACAGGAAGUAUCGAUCCAUAUUUGCGUGGUUUGUUUGCUGCUCCUAUGAAGAAUCCGACAUCGAGAGAAUUGCUCAACGAUCAACUCACUGAAAGUCUAUUCAAUCGAGCACACGACGUAGCACUAGAUUUAGCAGCAAUAAAUAUACAGAGAGGUCGAGAUCAUGCUCUCCCUGGAUAUGUGGAAUUUCGCAGAUGGUGUAAUCUCUCUUUAGUGGAAAACUGGGAUGAUUUGAAGAAUAUAAUGACAUACGACGUUAUUCGCAAACUAAAAGAUCUCUAUGGUCAUCCUGGGAAUAUCGAUUUAUUCGCUGGCGGUAUUGCUGAAGAAAGGUGGAAUAAAUCAUUAAUUGGUCCUACAUUUUCAUGCAUCAUUGCUGAACAGUUCAGACGUAUACGUGAUGCUGAUCGAUUUUGGUACGAAAAGAAAGAUGUAUUUAGUAAAGGACAGUUGGCACAAAUUCGGAAAGUAUCACUGGCACAGAUUAUUUGCGAUAACUCUGAUCAUAUUAGGAAUUUACAGAAUGAUGUAUUCCUGUAUCCUGGGAAAAUUGGUCGAUUGUACAGUUCUUGUGCUAAGAUCCCUAAGAUGGACUUGGGACCAUGGCGGUCUUGUUGUUACCAUUUAUGUUCGGUAACUCAUAAUCGGUAUAGAAACGUGCAGAAGAAGCGAUAA
This is a messenger RNA of Thelazia callipaeda (thelaziosis nematode), 3741 nucleotides long. The record is from the annotation of a GenBank genome assembly. Lineage: Eukaryota; Metazoa; Nematoda; Chromadorea; Rhabditida; Thelaziidae.